Molecule: messenger RNA, 1348 nt
Organism: Scleropages formosus (Asian bonytongue)
Lineage: Eukaryota; Metazoa; Chordata; Actinopteri; Osteoglossiformes; Osteoglossidae
Product: carboxypeptidase A1-like
Exons: 11
Coding region: 1-1260 (419 amino acids)
Biological process (GO): proteolysis
Molecular function (GO): zinc ion binding; metallocarboxypeptidase activity
Source: RefSeq, a predicted model, not a curated record
AUGAGGGGACUCCUGGUGCUGUCCACAGUGUUUGUGGCUGUCUUCGGCCUGAAGGCUUUUGAAGGUGAUAAGGUGCUGAGGAUUUUAGCCAAAAAUGAGGACCAGAUCUCUCUGCUUCAGGACCUGACUGAGAUGGACCAGCUGCAGCUGGACAUCUGGAAGGAACCUACCCACCCCACCCUCCCUGUGGAUAUCCAUGUUCCCUUUGAAAGCCUUCAGUCAGUCAAGGCCUUCCUGGAAGCCAACGAGAUUGAGCACUACAUCAUGAUUAAUGACCUACAGGCUCUUAUCGAUGAGGAACGGCAUGAGAUGCAAAGUACCCGUUUCAUCGAACCCAGGAACACAGAUAACUUUGACUAUGCCCAGUACCAUACCCUGGACGAGAUUAAUGCUUUUAUGGACAUGCUGGUAGCUGAAAACCCCAACCUCGUUACGAAGCUCCGGAUCGGCAGCAGCUAUGAGCAGCGACCUCUGUAUGUACUGAAGUUCAGUUCUGGUCCAAACCGCCCUGGUUUCUGGAUUGACACUGGUAUCCACUCCAGAGAAUGGGUCACACAAGCCGCUGGCAUCUGGUUUGCCAAGAAGAUUGUAAUUGACUAUGGACGUAACCAGGCUUUCACUGCAAUCCUCAACAAGAUGGACAUUCUCCUUGAGAUUGUAACCAACCCUGAUGGAUACCACUACACCCACACUACAAACCGCAUGUGGCGCAAAACUAGGAAACCCAACCCUGGAAGUUCCUGUGUUGGAGUUGACCCAAACAGAAACUGGGAUGCUGGCUUUGGAGGUCCUGGAGCUAGCUCCAACCCUUGCAUGGAGACAUACCGUGGGCCGAGCGCUCACUCAGAAUCUGAGGUGAAGUCCAUCGUAGAUUACGUGAAGUCCCAUGGAAACAUAAAGGGCUUCAUAUCCAUCCACAGUUACUCGCAAAUGCUGAUGUAUCCCUACGGAUAUACUAAGACUCCGGUUCCCAAUCAGCCAGAGCUGCAUGAUCUUGCUAGGAGGGCCAUUGCCAACCUAGCUUCUCUAUAUGGAACCAAAUACACAUAUGGCAGCAUUAUCACCACCAUCUACCAAGCUAGUGGUGGCACUAUAGACUGGACCUACGAUCAGGGCAUCAAAUACUCCUACACCUUCGAGUUAAGAGACACCGGACGCUAUGGCUUCUUGCUACCAGCCAAUCAGAUCAUCCCCACAGCUCAAGAGACCUGGCUGGGCCUCAUGACUAUCAUGCAGCACACUAAGGACAACCUCUACUAAAAUGCACUAUAGUGGUUUCAGCAGUUGUAAAUACGCUACAGUGUGCAUCAGUACCUCAAACAUUUUCCAGUUAAGAAAUCCACCUAUU